AUGAGAGUACGAGUCCGGGGCCCCACCGGCCAAAACACUAUCACUUUUGAUCAAGCCGCGACAGUAGCAGACUUCAACCAACUCCUCAAGGACAACACCGGACUCACAGCCUUUGAGAUUAAGUAUGGCUACCCAAAUCUACAGCCUCUUCGACUGGAAGAUUAUGAUCCUGCUCAGAAAAUCGCCGAUAUAGGAGUCAAUCUCAACGGGGAGCAAUUGAUUGUGAGUAGUAAGCAACCGACAGAAUCAACGGUAUCACAACAGCAACAACCAGCACCGUCGCAAGCUCGAGCAACACCACAAGAGCAACAGCAAACUCAACCACCGUCGCGCCUCACGCCAGAAGAAGAUACGGAACCGCCCGAAGUGCCAUCCGCCGAACAUGGAGGAACUGUGGUGCUGCGAAUUAUGCCAGACGACAACUCAUGCCUGUUCCGAGCAGUCGGCGGCGCAAUCAUGGGGGGGAUGGAUACAAUGACAGAACUACGCUCGAUCGUGGCGCAAACCAUCCAAGCACAGCCAGACGUAUACAGCGAUGUGGUCCUUGAGAAGAAAAGAGAUGAUUACUGCCGGUGGAUCCAGAGCGAGAAUUCGUGGGGUGGCGGGAUAGAGCUCAGCAUCCUCAGCAAGCACUUUGGUGUUGAGAUUUGCUCGAUUGAUGUGCAGACGUUAAGGGUUGAUCAUUUCAACGAAGGGCAGCCUACGAGGUGUUUUGUGGUCUAUUCUGGAAUCCAUUAUGAUAUGAUUGCGUUGUCGCCGUCGGAUCCUCCCUUUACUCAUGCGAAUGCACCGCCGGACUUCGAUACCACAAUCUUCGAUGCGGCGGACCCUGUGAUUGUGGAAAAGGCGUUGGAACUAUGUCGUACCCUCCAGCAGAGACAUUACUAUACGAACACGGCAUCCUUCCGGCUUCGCUGCAAUGUAUGUGGCGGGAUGUUUGUUGGAGAAAAGGGCGCCACGGAGCAUGCCUCGAAGACGGGGCAUUAUGACUUUGGCGAAGCAAGCUGA
Messenger RNA from Talaromyces marneffei, 1008 nucleotides. RefSeq lists its product as uncharacterized. Gene Ontology annotation, cellular component: cytosol; nucleus. Gene Ontology annotation, molecular function: cysteine-type deubiquitinase activity. The coding region runs from base 1 to 1008 and encodes 335 amino acids. NCBI's taxonomy places the organism in Eukaryota, Fungi, Ascomycota, Eurotiomycetes, Eurotiales, Trichocomaceae. The record is from RefSeq and is a predicted model, not a curated record. The transcript has a single exon. Gene Ontology annotation, biological process: protein deubiquitination; endoplasmic reticulum unfolded protein response.